AUGGAUACGGGUGACCUAACUGUAUUUGUGAUUGCAGCAGAGCGACCGCCUGUCGUAGCCGUCAUCUGCGGGCACGAGGGGGAAAAGCUCCGUACCCUCCUGUGUAGCUGGCGGUGGGAUAAUAACUGUCUCUACCGCGAGUGUGUGGCACAGGCGCUGGGCUCGGAAGCCGUCGAGUUGUUCCCCAUCAUCCUCCUCCUCUCCCUUGGUUGA
Penicillium crustosum is the source of this 213-nucleotide messenger RNA. RefSeq lists its product as uncharacterized. The coding region runs from base 1 to 213 and encodes 70 amino acids. NCBI's taxonomy places the organism in Eukaryota, Fungi, Ascomycota, Eurotiomycetes, Eurotiales, Aspergillaceae. The transcript has 3 exons. The record is from RefSeq and is a predicted model, not a curated record.